AUGAGCGAAGGGGUCUCCUCUCCUCCGGGUGCCGCAGCUGGUGCCGAGGAGGGGGCGGCGGCCGGAGCCGGGGGUCCCGCGGGCGGCGGCGGCGAUGGGGGCGCCGACCCGGCGGCCCGCGAGGUGCGCUGCAGCGACUGCAUCGUGUGGAACCGGCAGCAGACGUGGCUGUGCGUGGUGCCCCUCUUCAUCGGCUUCGUGGGCUUGGGGCUCAGCCUGAUGCUGCUCAAGUGGAUCGUGGUGGGCUCCGUCAAGGAGUACGUGCCCACCGAGCUGAUGGAUUCCAAAGGCAUCGAGCAGGACCCCUUCUUCCUCUCCAAGCAGCCCACCACGCCGCCCAAAAGCGUGGACACCACCACCACCAGCACGGCCACUACCACCACGUCGAGGACACCCAAUCGGAUAAGUACCCGCCUCACCACCAUGACCAAGGCGCCCACCCGCUUCCCGGGCACCCGGGGCCCGAUCCGCGCCGGCCUGCCGAGAUCCACCACGGCGCGCCACACGGUCGCGCCCCCGACCGUCCUUGCCACCACCACCACCGCUGUCCCUUUCAGCACCACCAUCCUGAUUUCCCGCCCUGCGCCUGGCACCCCUGGGACCCAGCCUCUGCCCAUCUGGCCCACUGCGGCAUACACUACCUCCUCCUACAAGACCUAUCUUCAGGACUCUGCUCCGUCCUGGACCUUAUCCCCCUUCCAAGAGGCCAGCACCACCACCACGCCAGAGGCCAACACCAGCCCCAAAUACCGUAAGUGA
Molecule: messenger RNA, 759 nt
Organism: Podarcis lilfordi (Lilford's wall lizard)
Lineage: Eukaryota; Metazoa; Chordata; Lepidosauria; Squamata; Lacertidae
Source: the annotation of a GenBank genome assembly